Messenger RNA from Colias croceus (clouded yellow), 3436 nucleotides. RefSeq lists its product as uncharacterized. The coding region runs from base 83 to 2293 and encodes 736 amino acids. NCBI's taxonomy places the organism in Eukaryota, Metazoa, Arthropoda, Insecta, Lepidoptera, Pieridae. The transcript is spliced from 22 exons. Gene Ontology annotation, molecular function: peptidase inhibitor activity. The record is from RefSeq and is a predicted model, not a curated record.
UAGGAUCAGUAGUGAGAAAACCGUGGUGGGAGGUGGACGUGCUGCAGGAUUUAUUGUGUUGUGUGUUUAAGGAUUGUGUGAAAUGAAGUGGUUUCUUGCACUCGGCCUGUUCCUCGGCUGCGCGGAGCUUAGCAUGAGCAGCGCCAUAAGAUGUAAACCAGGCGACAAUGAUAAAUCAUGUAUGUCAGAAUCUUCAGAACAAGUUUCAGAGUUAAAAUCAUCUGAUUUAAUAACAUACAUAGAGGUUGGGCCUGAGGUGGAAUGUUUAGGGGGUAGUGAAUGGGAGAGUAACUGCCACUUUUGCCGCUGCUCUGAGAUGGGCCGGGCGGUUUGUAAACGGCAAGAAAACUGUCAUAUGGAAUAUGAUGAGCCAUUACGGUGCAAACCACAUACAACAUUCAAAAGAGCCUGCGGCACGUGCAUGUGCCUUGAUAACGGUGUCGGCCUUUGCUCGAUGAAGGAAUGUGUGAAAAUAUCGAGGACACCAAUAAUAACAAAAUCCAAGGAAGCAUUCGGAAAGGAGUGCUUACCCGGAACAAUGUGGAUGAGCCGAUGCAAUGACUGCAAGUGUUCAGAGACGGGAUACCCAAGGUGUUCACACAAUGAGUGUCCAGGACAAGAAAAUGAGCUAGAAUUCCGUUGUGCGCCAGAAUCAGUGUGGAAAGAUGAUUGUAACUCAUGCUGGUGCACUUCUGAAGGAAUAGCGAUGUGCACAAGAAUGGGCUGUCCUAUAAUGAAUGUAACAGAUUGGAAUGGGAAACCAGUGAAACCAAGAAUUGGCUCCGUUUACAAUAGAUUCAUUCAUAAACACAAGCAUAGUAUAAAAAAGCGUUCUCGAUGUGAACCAAACACAACAUUUGAAGAAGAUUGCAAUACAUGUAUCUGCAGUGCUGAUGGCGAAAACUUUGCUUGUACUCUAAAACUUUGUCAUAAACCUAAAGAAGCAAAUGCUACGGAUGAGAAAAGCUUAACUGACCAAAACGUGACAUCACAUAAAAUCAAAAAACGGGCAGUUUGCAAACCAAAUGCCAAAUUCAGGAUUGACUGCAACGACUGUGCCUGUGCGAUCGAUGGUCAGAGCUAUUCUUGUACCGCUGAAGAUUGUGACAAACGAGUGAUCAAUGAUGACGUUGAAGUUUUUAAAGCUGAAGGGGGUCCAGACCACAUAGAGCGACAAACGGUAUGCAAACCACGUGGUAUCUUCUAUAUGGGUUGUAACACUUGUAGAUGCAAUGUUGACGGCAGCAACUACGCUUGCACCAACAAGCCAUGUCCUUUGCCUGAUGAUGUGGAAAUAUUUAGUGAAUUGCAGAUAUUGAAAACAAGUGGCAACACAACGAAGGCUGUCAUUUGCGCGGCAAACCGCAUGUUCAUUAAGGACUGUAACACUUGUUGGUGCAACGAAGAUGGUACAAGCUUCUAUUGUACGAGGAAAUCUUGUGUCAAUCUGUUGGACAAAAGUUUUAAGGAAAUCGAGAAUUUGCCCACACAAAAACAGUGUCGCCCAAACAGUGUGUAUGAAAUGAAUUGCAAUAUAUGUUAUUGUGAUUCCACGGGUACGUCUUCUCACUGUACUCGUCGUGCAUGCCUUCCCGAAGAUAGUACAAAGAGUUCUAUCAGAAGAAACUUUACAGAGAUACGAGAAUUUUCUUUGAGACGGAAUGGCACAGAGCUUCCUUUCAGGCCAAACAUUACAGAGAAAUCGGAAUUUCCUGUUAGAUGGAACAGCACAGAGCUAGAGUUUAUUUUAAGCCGGAACAUGACAGAGGUACCACUAAGGAGAAAGCGGUCGUCUUCGCAGCAAAAAUCAAAUCCAGAUGAAACAACGCAAUCAAGGGUUGCUCCAAUCAUAAAGGGGACGCCGAAGGCCUGCCAGCCCGGCCUCGAGUUCAGGAUGGACUGCAAUAAGUGCCUCUGCGACAACGAGGGGCAGAACUUCUCGUGUACAAGGAACGAUUGUGCCGCUAUUAACAGCAACGGGAAUGGAGGGGACCGGGCUAAGCGAGAAGUAACAUCACUAAAUCAUACGGACUGCACUCCCGGGAGUGUGUUCGAACAAGGGUGCAAUGUAUGCAGGUGCACAUCAGAUGGGAACCACGCUACGUGCACUAUGAAAAUAUGUCAAGAGAGCACAGAAAAUGAUAUUAAUGCACCAGAAUCGGACCCAAGUUUUCGCUGCAACCCGGGGGAACAGUUCAAGCGUGGUUGCAAAGAUUGUACAUGUUCUGCUGACGGCAAAAGCGUGUUUUGCACUUUGCGUCUUUGCGACCAAGACAUGAGUCCGUCGUUGUAACCUUUCCAACAAAAUAGAUGCAUUUAUUUGUCUCUGUCGCUUUGAGAAUAAUACUUAUUUAACGUUUUGUGUUUUGUACGAAGAUGACUGUUAUUGGGGCUUCGCGUAUUUUAUACCGCGAGUUUUACGGUAUAUUUGUCAAAUAUUCAAGAGACAGUGAGUUGAAUAUGCUUUCUUAUCAUAAACGGCCUCUGAAAAAUAAUGAAAUAUAAUCUAGAAUAUCUUUGAUUUGUAUCUAUUGCAUUGUUGUAGCGACUAUGUUAUAGUCAACUUUAGUUACAUUUUUCCGUUGCAGAAACAUUCAAGGUAAUGUUUUAUUUGCUAAGUAGGUUUCAUUUUGCGUCUUUAAUUUGUAUAAUACUUUAACAAUAAUCUGUUUAUUUAAAAGGGCUGGGCCUCUUAAAACUUAAUAAAAGAUUUAAGAAUCUAUUAUAGCUUUUGGAACGAAGUUGCUUAUCGCGCGUUACGAAAAGGGGGCUAGACGGAAUUAGGACAAAAAGUUGUAACGACACUUUUUGUUAUAGUUGUAACUUUGUAAGCCGUGCGGCGUGCGCGCGUUUCAAUGUCUGUCUCUCUCUCUCUCUCUCAUAUAAAGCAAGGCAGAUAAAUUAGUAACUUCGUUCCAUUCAGGUGUCCCUUGGCACCUUAAGUUUUUGAUUGAUUUAUUUGCUUAUCAAUGGAUAUGCGGCUGUCUUGUAAAGUGUUUCUUUGUAAGUAUUAGCAUACAUGUAAUAGUUUAUUAUAUGUAUGGUAUUAGUUCGUAAGAAUGGUGUGUUUUGUUUGUCAAGUUUAUAGCUACAUAUAGUAUUUCAAACGAUAUUAAAUAAGGACUUAUUUAUCCACACUUAUGCGUAAUUAUUUAAUAGUUUAUAGAGGUAAUUAUAAGUAAGGAAUUUUUUUGCAUACACAAACAUGUCCUUAUAGUUUUUUUGUUGAAUAAGUAAGAACAAAGGUAAAUAGGAAUUGAUCAGUUAAAUUAUUGGAUGAUAAUUUACUGGUUUAACUGUUAACGAAAUUCUACUUUAUGUCGAAUAGUUGUUUUCUUUUGAAUUGGUUUUCGGUCGUUUUUAUGCAAACAUUGUAUUACUCAAUACGUAAUUAUACUUAACGUUAAAUGAUCGAACGAAUAAACUAUUACAAUAA